ACGCAGCAUUGAGUGUUGGAGCAGCCUGCAGCCACUGUGCAUCCCAGGACGCGGCGACACUGUAGCUGGGGUUCAACUUUUUCCGCUCAUCGUUUUGGUCUUGGUGCGCUUUCGGACGCUUGCAAAAAAAAAAUGGGUUGCUUUGAGUGCUGCAUUAAAUGUUUAGGUGGAGUGCCCUAUGCGUCGCUGGUGGCUACUAUCCUCUGCUUCUCUGGCGUCGCCCUGUUCUGUGGAUGUGGUCACGUGGCUCUCACUGGCACUGUGACCAUCCUGGAAGCCCACUUCUCCAAGGUCACUACCGAUCACGCCAUGCUUACUGAUGUAAUACAGCUGAUGCAGUAUGUCAUCUAUGGCAUUGCGUCGUUUUUCUUCCUGUAUGGAAUCAUUCUGCUUGCCGAGGGCUUCUACACAACUAGUGCCGUCAAGGAGCUGCACAGCGAGUUCAAGACCACCAUCUGUGGGCGCUGCAUCAGCGGAAUGUUUGUGUUCCUUACAUACAUCCUGGGUGUGGCCUGGCUUGGUGUGUUUGGCUUCUCUGCCGUGCCCGUCUUCCUUUUCUACAACAUGUGGUCUACCUGUAACGCCAUGAGGUCACCUAUGGCCAACCUUACAAAUAUCGACUCCAUCUGCGUGGAUGUUCGUCAAUAUGGAAUUAUCCCGUGGAAUGCCACUCCAGGCAAGGCCUGUGGAUCCACGCUAGGUGACAUCUGUAACACCAGUGAGUUCUACCUGUCUUACCACCUGUACAUCGUAGCGUGCGCUGGGGCAGGAGCCACUGUGAUUGCUCUGAUCCACUUCCUCAUGAUUCUCUCAGCAAACUGGGCCUACCUUAAGGAUGCAAGUCAAAUGCAUACCUACCAAGACAUCAAAAUGAAGGAAGAGCGGGAGCUGCAGGACAUCACUUCACGCUCAAAGGAAUGCCUCAAUUCCUACACAUAAGGAUAUUACACACUCGUGAUCCACACACACACACACACACACACAGAGACACACAUAGACACUGAGGCCAACCUCUGUGGCCAUUUUGGACCAAGGCAACAGUCAGCUACAAUAACCUGCCAACUGUGUACACUGCACUACUAACCCCAGCUCCUAACAAACUAAUGCACCAGUGCUGCUUUCUGCACUAACUCUCUGAGAAGUGUUUCAGAACUGCUACAUAAAGGUUCUUACAUGCUGAUUUUUAUUUUCCCAUUAUGUGGGAAAAUACAAAUGAGUUCAGAUGCUCAUACUGAAUCUCUCUGGCCCUUUUUAUAGCCAGUUUUUGCUGGUGAAUCUUGAGACAUUGCACUAUUCUUAUGCAGCGUGUUCCAGUUUUGCUUUAGUCUUUUUCUGACCCUCUGUGGCCAGGUUUCAAAUAGGGAAGGUACAUCUUGUAUUUUGUUUUUGGCCCUUUUCUGAGUGUGAAAGGCCUUACAUCCAAUAUGAGAUGGCAUGACCCACUACAUUAACACAAGACAGAUGUCAACAAAAUGUUUACUUUAAUUUUACAGAAAGAAAACUGGUCAAAUUUAUAAUGUAUACCUGGUAAGAGUUCAUUAUGUUGCUCUAUAUAUCUAGUGUCCUUAUACAUGAAUUUCACUGCAUAACUAUCUCAGUUAAUCAUUUGAGUGUUGUUGAAUUAGUUUUGAAUUUUAAUUCCAAAACCAUUGUACAGCUACUGAAGUGAUUCAGAACAUUCAUGGCCUACAUUAACACUACCUCAGGUAUGCACAAGUGUUUAUGGACAGUGUAGGACAAACACUUCUCCCAUCUUAAACUUGGUUUUAAAAUAAAAAUUGAGAAACAUUCCUCAGACAUACAGUAUGUUUUAAGGUAGCGAGAACAUAAAUCAAGCACACACCUCAGGAGCCCCUCUCCAUCACAGAAGUAUAGAAGUGAACUGUUAGAGAUAAUGCCAUAACUUGCUUAUUAAAUGUGGAUGCUGCCAAUAAUGAGACAGAAUGUUUAAUGUAUUUAAUAUCCAAAAACACUGGUCCAUUCGUAUUCAUUUAGACAAAAAAUAGUUAGAGCUUGCCAAUGAAGAGACGCAUAGACCUUUCUGAAUGCCGAUAAGUUAGCUGUUUUGUUGUAUUUGAACAAUACAAUCAAUUGUUGAUUUAGUCCUUGUAAAAACAAAAUAAAAGCAUAAUUAUGUCCCGUGUGCACUAUAUUGGAAAGAGUGGAAACAGUGUAAAGGAUUUUGCUGAUUUGUCAUUUUAAAGAAACAUUUUUUUCCUAAUUUUCCAUAAUUGCAUUUUUUUAUGUGCAGUUAUAUUAAAAUAUUUACUGGUGAAAUCGUAUAUCUGUUAACUAAGUUACAGUGAUUACUUGAUGUUUCAUUGUUGCAUGAAGACGACUCUUUCUGCAGAGACACGUGUGAUGUACAGUUAUAUAUUACUGACAUCAAUAGUAGGCAGUGUUUGCCCUUUUCCUUUAUUUUCUAACUGAAUACAAAUUAACCUCUUUUUAUGUAGCUUAUUAGUUUAGAUUUUUUUAAAAAUAAUUCUAAAUGUAUUAUUUUACGAGGUAGUUUACUUGUGUUUUCUAUAAUGUCAAGGGCUUCCCAUCGACUUUCCCGAUACCUUUUAUUUCAGUUUCAAGUAACAAUUAGUCACAUCAGUCAGUUAAAAACAGUUGUAUGAAAAUAAUAAUAAAAAAAUAGCCAAAGUAUGAAUGCCAGUGCUGCCCAGUGUAUUAAACAGUAUAUAUGUGUAGUACAAAACCUGCAUUGUUCCAUGACAGGAUACUAGUAUACAGACAUAUACAUGAGGAAGCUGUAUGUCAUGUCACAUCUUUGUAUUUGUGUUUCCUAUUGAAUGAACCAAAAAAAAAAAAAAAAAGAAAGGCUGGCUCUCAAUCACCAGGAGGA
Molecule: messenger RNA, 2851 nt
Organism: Melanotaenia boesemani (Boeseman's rainbowfish)
Lineage: Eukaryota; Metazoa; Chordata; Actinopteri; Atheriniformes; Melanotaeniidae
Gene: gpm6bb
Product: glycoprotein M6Bb
Exons: 7
Coding region: 133-939 (268 amino acids)
Biological process (GO): axon development; central nervous system myelination
Cellular component (GO): myelin sheath; plasma membrane
Molecular function (GO): structural constituent of myelin sheath
Source: RefSeq, a predicted model, not a curated record